This is a messenger RNA of Chrysoperla carnea, 1243 nucleotides long. RefSeq lists its product as uncharacterized. The coding region runs from base 128 to 1243 and encodes 371 amino acids. The record is from RefSeq and is a predicted model, not a curated record. The transcript has 4 exons. Lineage: Eukaryota; Metazoa; Arthropoda; Insecta; Neuroptera; Chrysopidae.
ACAAAGCAUAUUAUUUGGUAAAAAAUUAAAAUUUGCUAAAUCAAAAAUAUAAAAGUAAUUAUACAAAAUUAAUUGAAAGUUAAAUAUUUUUGAAUUGUUUACGAAAAGGAGUGCAAUAUAGAUCAAAAUGGAAAAUACUUUCAACAAUAUUACAAAUAAUAUACCAUCUUCAUCAGCAUUCGAAUCAUAUUCGACACAAUUCACCAAUAAUUUCCCAGCAAAUACAGUAGAUAAUGCAUCCCAAAAUUUUGUGCCAUAUUUUGGAUUUAUGAUGACCGAUCAAUAUAAAAGUUUAAUGCGCUUAAUCCAUUUAUUUCCACAAUUACAUGCAGCUACCCUUAAGGGGGCAUUAGAAUUAUGCAAUUACGAUUCAAUCCAAACGAUUGACAGCAUUUUGUAUGCUUUACAAUAUCGUAAAUAUUUGGAAGCAAAAAAUCAAGGAUUUCCAUUGGAUUAUAGUGCACGUUGUCCACGAACACCUCUUUUACCAUCGUUUUUGGGUAAUCGAACAACAAAUUCUCAUGUGUAUGAGCAAUUAUUUCAAGACAAUGCAUAUUUUAAUAAUGUACCAACUAACGGUGGAGGGGAUAUGAAUAAUUUUGGAAAUUGUUAUACGCCAUCACCAGGUGUUUCGGAUACUUCUGCAAAUAAGAGUAAUUUCAUUCCUCAAUAUUUUACUGGCUAUCAAAUUUCAAAUGAUACUGGUGCUGAACAAAAUUUUCAAAUGCCAGGAAAUUGUCUUCCACCGUUCACUCAUCUGGCACAAUGCAGUUCAUCUAAUCAGAACAGUGAGAGCGGUAUGAGGUACAAACUGGUGAAUUGGAUACCUUCGUUAGUGCCUACACGCAAGUCUGAUAAAGAAAAUGUUACAGAUGGAGGUGUCAUUAAUCAACAUCCACCUGCAGUUGCAAAUACUGGCCGUCAAAGUGCCGUACAUGAAGAUAAAAGGACUAUAAAGCCAGCAAAAGUAAAACGAGUAAUCAAAACCAAACAAGCGACUUCACGUCCAAAAUCUUUGGAAAAAAAAACUGUCAAGUUAUUGAAAGCAAGCGAUUUUAAAAAUACGGAAGAAAUAAAAAACCCAUCAAACGUAGAUGAUACAAAACCAGAAAUAAUGGAUAUGACAAUGCGUAAUUGUAUGGUUGUCGAAAGUACUUCACAAAUUGGAAUAAAAUACGUUAUUAAGAAAUCACAAUGCCCAUUGGGGGAUAAAGAUUGUAAUGAAAUCUUUCAGCCUAAAUAA